Molecule: messenger RNA, 2322 nt
Organism: Cyprinus carpio (common carp)
Lineage: Eukaryota; Metazoa; Chordata; Actinopteri; Cypriniformes; Cyprinidae
Gene: tspan5b
Product: tetraspanin 5b
Biological process (GO): regulation of vascular endothelial growth factor signaling pathway; protein localization to plasma membrane; protein maturation
Cellular component (GO): membrane
Source: RefSeq, a predicted model, not a curated record
GUGACUCUCGAAUCUUUAUUUGCAGAGGAUCGCUCGUCCCGUUAUUCUCUGGAAUUAUUAUUAAAACAGUUUUUUUGGUUUUUAUUAAUUUUUUUUCCGAAGAAGCACAUGACUAAUUUCGGCGAAAUAGGAAAAUCCGCUUGUGGCAUUAACGCAUUACCGGCCAGUCUGUAGAAAUGCCAUAAAUAUGGUUUAAAAGGAAGAAGUGAGUUUUCCAGUCUGUAACGUUAGGCGAUUUUUUUCUCCAUCAUUAAUAAUCACCGGGAGGAAUUUCUCUGAAUUUCUCCGGAAUUUAUCAAACGCAAGUAUGUCAGGAAAACACUUCAACGUGCACGAAGUGGGUUGUUGCAUCAAAUACUUCAUAUUUGGAUUUAACAUUAUAUUUUGGCUGCUCGGGGUGGCGUUCCUGUCCGUGGCUCUGUGGGCCUGGAGUGAGAAGGGGGUUCUCUCCAACAUAUCCUCCAUCACAGAUCUGGGCGGGUUUGAUCCGGUUUGGCUGUUUCUCGUGGUGGGUGGGGUGAUGUUCGUGCUCGGCUUCGCAGGAUGCAUCGGUGCUCUGAGGGAAAACUCCUUCCUUCUUAAGUUUUUUUCCGUUUUUCUGGGAAUCAUAUUUUUCCUGGAGUUGACAGCGGGAGUCUUGGCCUUUGUCUUUAAAGACUGGAUUAAAGACCAGCUCAAGUUCUUCAUCAACAACAACAUUAGAGCCUACAGAGACGACAUUGACCUACAGAAUCUCAUCGACUUCACACAAGAUUAUUGGGAGUGUUGUGGAGCUUUUGGGCCUGAAGACUGGAAUCUGAAUAUUUACUUUAAUUGUACUGACACUAAUCUGAGCAGAGAGAAAUGUGGGGUUCCCUUUUCCUGCUGCACCAAGGACCCUGCUGAGGAUGUGAUAAACACACAGUGUGGAUAUGACAUUCGAGCGAAAGGUGAAAAUGAACAGAAGACGUUUAUACACACGAAAGGAUGUGUACCGCAGUUUGAGAAAUGGUUACAGGAGAAUCUAACCGUAGUGGCCGGAAUCUUUAUAGGAAUUGCACUUCUGCAGAUAUUUGGGAUCUGUCUGGCACAGAAUCUUCUGAGUGACAUUGAGGCAGUCAGGGAGAGCUGUUUGUUCACCUGAAGCACUUGAGCCAUUCUGCUGACAGAGCCUCCAUCUCUCUAUCACUCGGCAACAGGGUUGGCACAUUGUCAUCACAGUAUCCUAGCAACCAGCGAGGGAUUCCAUUCGCAUACCUCCUUUAUUACAUUGUACAGCAACAUCUUCAUGUUUCCAUGAUAAUGGUGUCCAAUAGUAGAUUUGCUUUUAAUCCUUCAAGUGCAAAAUUCAACAGUAUUAACACAAUAAGUCUACACACAACUCAUUUGUCGUCUUUAAGCCUUUAAGAAACACUUAAAGGAAUGGUUGACCCAACACUGAAAACUGGCUGAAAAUGUACUCGCCCUUAGGUCAUCCAAUAUGUAGAUGAGUUUCAGCAUUACAUCACUUGCUCACCACUGGAUCCUGUGCAGUCAGAAUGAGAGUCCAAACAGAUGAUAAAAACGUCACAAUAAUCCACAAGUAAUCCACACCACUUAAGUCAAUCAAUUUGACAACAUUCUGGUAAAAACCCUACAUAUCUCUGACUAUUUCUUCAUUACAUUUAAACUACGUUUCAUACCUGUUUUGCCACCAACCCCUAUGCCAGUUACUUUUAGACGAAACCUACGCUCCCUUUCCCCCUCCCAUCUUUCCACCAUAGUAUCCUCCUGUCUUCCCUCACCUACACAUUUCUCAUCUCUGUAUGUGAAUACAGCAACUGACACUUUAUGCUCUGCUUUAACCUCUUGUCUAGAUGAUAUUUGUCCUCUCUCCUCCAUGCCAGCACAGGCUGCCCCUUUUAACCCCCGGUUAUCCGAUGUUCUUCGUGAGCAUCGUACCACCUCAGGGCAGCAGAGAGAAAAUGGUGCAAAUCAAAAGAUCCGUCAGAUCUGAGUAUAUAUCAGUCUUUGCUUUCAUCUUUCUCUGCUGAAGUCCAUACUGCCAAAUCUUCAUACUUCCACAACAAGAUCAACAGCGCCCCAGACACAUCUCUUCAAAACAUUCAGUUCUCCAAAACAUUCAGUUCUCUUCUCUGUCCCCCUCCACCACUUCUAUAACAGCCGAUGAUUUCGCCACAUUCUUCACAGACAAAACCAGAAAAAUCAGUAGUCAAUUCUCAGCUCAACACACACAAGACCUAAAACCAACCACACCCACUGCUAAAACUUCAAUCUUCUCCUUCUGUCCCCUCACUGAGGCAGAAGUACCUUUCCCACUGCAUUCAAGCAGGCUCGGGUAAC